Nezara viridula (southern green stink bug) is the source of this 126-nucleotide messenger RNA. The record is from the annotation of a GenBank genome assembly. NCBI's taxonomy places the organism in Eukaryota, Metazoa, Arthropoda, Insecta, Hemiptera, Pentatomidae.
AUGGUCAGGAGUGGUCAGGGGUGGUUAGGAAUUGUUAGGGAUAUCGGAAUAUUGAGGAAAGAUCAGAGAUAUUCAGAAAUGGUUAAAGAUGGUCAGAGAUGGUCAGGAGUGGUUAGGGGUGGUUAG